This is a messenger RNA of Athalia rosae (coleseed sawfly), 5316 nucleotides long. RefSeq names its product hrp65 protein-like. The transcript has 14 exons. The record is from RefSeq and is a predicted model, not a curated record. Gene Ontology annotation, molecular function: RNA binding. NCBI's taxonomy places the organism in Eukaryota, Metazoa, Arthropoda, Insecta, Hymenoptera, Athaliidae. Gene Ontology annotation, cellular component: nucleus. Gene Ontology annotation, biological process: regulation of DNA-templated transcription. Bases 152 to 1915 code for a protein of 587 amino acids.
CGUUUCUCUUCGUUACUAGACGUUGGCGUGUUCGUUUCGCUUUGUGUAUCAGCUUCUAGAUCGGUGCCGACCGACCUCGUCGCGUAACGCGAAGUUUUAUUAUUUGUAUUGAUAAACGGCUAUCGAUUUUUGUGUCUCUUUUUAAUCAAGUAUGUCGGGCCCUGACGUUGCGGGUGUUAAACCUGAAAUAGUCCCUAAUAAUGUCGCUCCAGAAAAUACAAAUGAUAUUCCAAGGAACCAAAGUGGAGGCGGUGGAGGUGGACGUGGCGGUGGUGCUGGAGGCCCAAGGGGACGAAAAGGAUCACGAUUUUCUGGUGGACGAGGUGGUGGAGGUCCUGGACUAAGAAAUGACGUACAGGUAAAGAUGAAUGACUCAUUGGACGUCGGUUUGGACGUAGCAAUGUCAGACAUGAGCGGACGUGGAGGUCCGGGUCGUGGUGGUCGAGGUGGUCGUGGCGGUGGUGAUCGGGGAGGAAUGGGAGGCAGAUCUCAAGAUGAUCGGCUCAUGGAACGUAUCUUAAAUUUAACUGGACCCACCCAUGAAUUACCAUCUCAAGAUACCACAGAAAAAAAAUUCAGCGGUAGGAAUAGACUGUACAUUGGUAAUCUUACCAAUGAUGUAACAGAAGAAGAAUUGCAAACUAUGUUCCGUGCAUAUGGUGAAGUUUCCGAAAUGUUUGUCAACAAUGAAAAGAACUUCGCAUUUCUGAGAAUGGAUUUCCGUGCAAAUGCCGAAAAAGCAAAACACGAAUUAGAUGGUUCAAUGCGAAAAGGUCGAGCCUUAAAAGUACGUUUUGCCCCACAUUCAUCCGCGAUAAAAGUAAAGAAUCUCACUCCAUGGGUAUCUAACGAGUUAUUGGAACGAGCGUUUAGCGUAUUCGGUGAAAUUGAAAGAGCCACAGUUAUCGUUGACGACCGUGGCAGAAGUAUGGGAGAAGGCAUCGUAGAGUACUGCAGAAAACCAGGCGCACAAUUGGCUCUCAGAAAAUGUACCGAAGGAUGCUAUUUCCUCACCGCUUCCCUUCGACCCGUAGUCGUGGAGUUGUUCGAACAACACGACGAUAUUGACGGUUAUCCUGACAAAAAUUUACCGCGUAAAAAUCCGGAGUUUUAUAAAGCUCGUGAAUUCGGACCAAGGUUUGCUCAAAUUGGUAGUUUCGAACACGAAUACGGCACCAGAUGGAAACAGCUUCAUGAGCUCUACAAACAAAAGGAAGAAGCACUUAAGAGGGAAAUGGCAAUGGAAGAAGAGAAACUGGAGGCACAAAUGGAAUUUGCCAGAUACGAACACGAAACUGAACUUCUGCGUGAACAGCUCCGUAUGCGUGAAGCUGACAGAGAAAGACAAAAGCGGGAAUGGGAAAUGAAAGAGAGACAGGCUGAAGAACAGAGAACGAGAGAAGAAGAACUCCGAAGAAGACAGCAAGAAGAAAUGGCCAUGCGUAUCAGAAGGCAGGAAGAAGAAUUACACAGACGACAACAAGAGAACAAUCUCUUCAUGCAGGAACAAGCAAUUCGUGGUGGCGGCGGUGGGGUAGGAGGAGGAGUUGGCGGAGGUGGUGGUAGCGGAGGUGGUAGCAUAGGUGCUGGCAAGAAUUAUGAUGGCAUUAAUGCAAACGACCGCGAUGGAUUUGGCCAACCAGAUGGAGGGAACAACUUGCCAGUGGAUCCGAAGUCUUUCUUAGACGCAUAUAAUAACAUGGACCGUGGUGGUCGUGGCGGAGGUGGAGGAGGUGGUUAUAACGAUGAUCGUGGUCAGUUAAUGGAAUUAAUGGAUAUGAGGGUUGAUAUGGGAAAUAUGGGUAACAUCGGUAACAAUCGGGGAGGUAAUGUUGGCGGUGGCAACGGUCGCUGGCAAGGAAACAACGACCGUGGUCGACAGGACGAUUAUCCGAACAAGCGAAGACGAUACUAAACAUCCAAAUUUGGAUAGCAUAACUAAAUGCCAGAAACCACACCAUCUCUUCUGAGAUUGAGACGAAAAGAAAAGAAAAAAAAAAAAAGUUUGUUGCCUCGACUCAAUAGUUACGGCUGAUCAUUCUUCUUUUUUCUUUUUCCUUUUUUUUUUGCACACUUCCUACGACGUCUACCUUCGCACAAUUUCUGUGUGUUAUCUGCACGACAGUGAUGUCAAAUGCGAUAAUGAAUAUUUUUAAGAUAAAGAAAAACAAAAAGGGAGAAAGGAGGUGUUCGUUUACUAAAAUUUCAAGAUUUUUAGAAACAUUCGCAAGUCCGAGACGAAGGAAAAAUUGAAGUAUUGUAACGUUGUUACAUUUCUAGGGAAGAAACGAAACGAAACUAAAAAAAAAUCUUAACCAAAUCGCGUAUGCUGGUCUUUUUUGACUGUGUAAAAAAACUUUUAAACGCAUAUGUAUUCGGGGCGGGGUGGGGGGAAGUUUUCGCACUACAGUUUAAUUAGCAUAAAUUGAUUUGACUACUCCGCGAUGACGUUUGAACCUGCAAAUGUUAAUACAAAGAAGAAGAUAAAAAACUAUUAUUGUGUUCAUCAAAUUUUGCUGUUACUUUUAUUCGUCGGCUCAUCCGGAUGACGUUAGUUUUUAACUGGAAAUGCACGUCGUUAUUUCAUAUGACCAAAAGGAAUAAAACAAUCAAGAACGACUAAAUAAACAUUUCAUCUAGUUAAUUAUGAAAAUAAUCGAUAAUAAUCACUGUCCAUUUUGAAAUCUGCCGCUUGGUGACGUUCAGGUGGAAUAUUUGAAUGACUUUUUAGUAACCAAAUAUCGUAUUUUUGUACUUGCAACCAGUUACAAUUCAUGAAACAACUAUAAAUAUACACACAAGAACGGAAUGAAAAAUAUAUAUAUCUAUAUAUUUCGUUCUGUUCUUUUUGACUUAUCGCAGCGUUCGAUGAGAAUUUUUUUCUUUUCAAUAUACAUGUUAAUUGUGUAUUUAUCGAAAGAAACUCGGUGCAGUUUUUCAUUGAAUUUCGAACGUUUUUGACCAGCGAUAUAAUUAAAUGCUUCUUAUACCGCGAAAAUACUACGCUGUACUUUAUUACUAGUAAUACUAAUAAUAGUAAUAGUAUUAAUGAUUAUAAUGAUAAUGUAUAACUGGAGGUAUUAACUUUUGACUGAACUGAAUAUUAUAUACUUGAUAAUACGAUAAAGUGCGGGAAAAAAAUCGAUACGGAAUAUCGUGAAUGGAAUAUCAAAGAUAAUUUGGAUAUGUAGUAUAGUUUAGAUUUUUUUCUCAUUAUCAAUAGGUCUCGAUUGCGAUUAUUAUUAUUAUUCUUGUUCUUACUAAUUUCCUCUUUCUCUUCUUUUGUAUGUAUAAAUUAAUCCACUGAUAUUAUUUAUAAGCAUCUUAUUGAAACACUCGUCAUAUCAUUUUCAUCUCACACCAUUCGAAAUAUAACCCAUAUAACUGCUGAAAAUAUGAAUAUUUCAUCGUCGAUUAUGUAGCUUUUUUUUUUUCUUUUAAAGAAAAGUUAAAUCAUUUGAAUGAUGAUAAUAAUAAUAAUAAUAAUUGAAUAGAACAAAAAUUGAUAUCACACGAAGCUGGAAGACGUUUUUCGAGAAAAAUUUGGUCGAAUAUUUAGAACCGAUUUCAAAAAUAAACGAUCUCUUCGAAAUAGAUCUUUUUCACUUGUCUGUUUAAGAAUAUAAGUUUAUGAAUAAAGAUUUAAAUGUAAGUCAAAAGAAGGAAAAAAAAUCUAUUACAAACGAAAAAUCGCUGUUGAUAUUUCUUUUCAGCUAACGGAAUUUACAUUCGCUCUAGAAAAAAAAAUUUGCGCUAAUUUUCAAUCAAACUCGCGUAACGAUUUCAGGUUAAAUGGAACUUUUUCAGGCUAUUUAUACGCCUCAUAAAAUGUCUAUGAAAUUUCACCUAGUUCAUUAACGUUUUUUAUAUCUAUUAGUUUCUGAAUUUAGAAAAGCUAGAAAAUACAGAAAAUUCUGUUUCAUCUGAAAACGUAUCGCGUUGUUUUCUCAGUUAACAAGAAUAAAUAAAAGAAAAAAAAUAUAUUUUCUAUCGCCAGUUAUAACUCUUCACUGAUUGUAAGGGUUUAGACUCGAAAAAAAACUUCUGAAAAUUAUCUGGUUCCGACAAGUCUCGUGAAAAAUAUCGCUAAGAAUAUUUAACCAGGAAGAAGAGACGAUGUUCGUAGUCUUCGACGUUGACCCUGAGUUCUUUUUUUAAACUCCGAAAAAAGAUUGAACUUUUGCUAUGGAAGCUCAUAACGAAGCUUUUUUAGCAAAUAAUAAAACGCCUCGUGAACUUCGCAUAGAAAUUCUACGAUCGAGAAAUAUCAUGUGUCCGUGAAGUGGUAAAGUUUACAUUAAAUUUCUAUUUAAUUAAUCAUUUACAUCAUCGAAUCAAUUUAUCCUCCAAAUUUAUGUACAUUUUUUACCCACACAAUGAACACUACACCUUCAAAUCCAUUCCCAAAUCGUUUGAUUUUUUUCAACUCUUUUUUUUUUCUCCCAAGAUUUAUUAUUUUCGUCGUGCACAAAAAAAAAUUCCCAAGUACAUAUCAAUUCAUAUCAAUCGAACAAUUUGAUAUUAAAAGAACUUACCCUUGUAAUAAUUUUUCACAUUAUUAUUUUUUUUUUUUUCUUCUCCUAUUCUCUUCACCAUUAACUCGGUAUAGAGGCACAAAUUAGUGAUGACUGAAAAAAAGAGAAAGAAAGAAAGAAAGGAAAGGAUCGAUGACCAGGAAGAUGCAGAAGAUACUGCGUGCUAUAAUUGGAAAAAUAUUUCCUAUAUUCUGAACUGUGGAAGUUUCAUCGAUUUUCUUUGGCCCCCCCUCGUCCGUGACUUCUGUGCCCAGACACCUAUGUUUACAGUUUCAACAUAAUUAUGCGAUCGCAAUUGGUUGAUCGCGGCAGUGUUCUUUAGCGGAGGAGAGACUGCACAAUCGCAAGAUAGGCUCUUACUAUGUUGAAUGAACUAUACAUUGACCACUAUAAAUAAGAUUCUUGCGGUAGGCGGAUGAUGACUCUAUACGGAGACUGAUUGACAUCAGGAAUCUAUCCACCGCACAUUGGUCUGUUGGAGCAGGCGAUGACGUUUGAUUCUCCACGAAUGCGGAAAAAAAAAUAGAGAACACUUCUAGGGCAGUAUGAAGCUGGCCUUGGAGGCAAUAAAUCGAUAAAAUAGGAUUUCGAGGAUAACGUGUAACGAGAACAAUAAGUUCUUCGAUGUUAUAAUCAGUCGUUGAAUGGACCGGAAAGGAAAGAGAGCCAUCGAAUUUUUCCUGUGCGCGGGCAUCUUUCUCUCAGCUCAGGAGGACGACGAAAUCCACAUUUUUUGUAAACUUAACGCAAUGCAAUGAAUAAAUAAAUGGAUAUCAGAAUA